Messenger RNA from Psylliodes chrysocephalus, 1825 nucleotides. The record is from the annotation of a GenBank genome assembly. NCBI's taxonomy places the organism in Eukaryota, Metazoa, Arthropoda, Insecta, Coleoptera, Chrysomelidae.
GUUCUGUUCGUGUCCCCUUUAAGACCAAGUAGGAAGUUUUUAAUGUUUAGUUGAAUAUUGUAAACUGUAAACAAUCUCAAUGUUUUUUAGUUUAUAUAGAUAGUGGUUUUUAAAGAGAAAUAUGUUGAUUUCGAGCACCAACAGCAUCGCCUAUUAUAAUGGGCAUAAAUACGACUCUAUAUAUAACUUGAACGAAAAAAGAAAAAUGCAUGGCGCCAAAAGGGUAAUGCUUUUUUGUCUAAUGACAGCUAUUCUUCCAACUAUCCUUAUCAUAAUUCCUCUAUAUCUUCGACAUGUCGUGUUCGCUGAUGUUGUUUACCCAGUAGCAGAGUCAGACAUUCUUGCCAUUCAAGAAGGGGUGUCAUCAGUUUUCUGCAAGUCUCUUUCGUUAAAAAUGAAUUCCACGUUCAACGCUUUUCAACUUCAAGGAAAACCGUCUAAAAGUGGAAAAAUUAAGCACAUAAGGUUAAAGAAAUCCAUGUCUCUUCCAGACGACACUUUAGAAUAUUGGGGAUUUUAUUUGUUGAAGGGAUCAAUCGUAAAACUAAGGGUAUGUUCCCGUCAUGAUGGCGCUCGAAUAAUGGUAGUAAGAGGAGACAAAAACUUGGACACCUGCAAUUUAAUGAAACACGAAAAAUACGGUGCUAAAAUGGAUGCAGAUUUCAAAGGAGUCAAAGUAUUUUACGAAAAACCAGCAGAAGUUGUUGGUCUAAUAGAUAUCACAAACAAUGAUUUAGAAGAUGAGAAAGAUGAAAAUAGAGCCGUAGAAGAUUUAACUAGUGAAAGUAAGAACAGUAUUGAUUCGUAUAUGGAGAAAACGAGAGAAAAAAAGAGUUAUUUUAUUGAUAAAAAUCAAGAGCCAAAUGAUAACGAUGACAAUAAUGAUGACAAAUUCGUAAAAACUAAAGAUAACCAUAAAGAUGGUACCGAUGACGUGCCAAAGUUAAGACACGCCAGAAGUCAUUUGAGAGAGAUACAGGAGAAAGUAGAAGAACUGAAAAAGUCGCUUGAAGAUGCCCCCAUUGAACGUCCAAAACGCAGCGUCUCCCCGCUAGACUCGCAUAUCAAACAUGGCGGCAACGCCAUGAACUCCACCGUACUCGGUUUCGAAGGUGACGUAUCCAGCUUCGAAACGAACCUGCUCACUUGCUACGACGGCAAAAUUUUACUAUCCCGCAGCUUCCAACCCAGCCAACUAUGUAACAACAUCGAGUACUUGUACCACAGCAACCACAUGGUUACCGAACAUACGGUGGCCUCGGACGGGUACUACUAUUACAUAUUUUACUCCGAUAAUGAUUUCGUUAAGAACGAUAUGCACGCAGUAUUCGAUAUUUACAAGCCUACUUACGGAUUCAAAAAUAGCAGUAGCGGAAAGGAAUGUAUUAAUCAAACCGUGUGUAAGUUUCCUUUGCAGUUGAUGGGAGGGGAAAGCGUGAUAGUAGAGGUUCCUACUAGGGAUGGUAUCGAGCACGAAGCUGAUGAUAUCACUUUUCUUACUAGUAUUUGCGAGCCUAGAAUGGAGAUUUACGUUAUUUUUCCGAUAUUGGUGCUGAUUUUGAUAAUGAGUUGUUCGUUUUUGUAAGCUCGGGGUUGUAAGUAUGGAACGAAACAAGAUUCUCAUCCGCGUUUACCUAGAUCUUGAAAAUUAUGGGGCUUCCAAAUUGAUGCAAUUUUCACUUGUGGUCGACAAUCUAAAUGUAAAAUGUCUAUUGGUUAUACUCAGCGGAUAAACAGCACUCCUUUUUUAGAAUAAUUAUUUGUUAUUUAGACUGUAGAUAGGAUUUUUUAACCCAAAAUGGCUUUUCGAAAUACCCUAGAUUUU